AUGAAGUUUUCUCCCAAAUCUGACUACAAAAUGAAAUCCAAAUUUCACGUUCCACUUCUAAACUUUGAGUUGUUCUUCACACACGCCGCUGAGGGCGGUGUUCCGGGAACCCUGCGUCUAGAUGUAGAUAAGAGCUCAAGAACAAGUGGUGGAGAGAAGUGUAAUCAGAGUAAAAUACAUCCCAAUAUUACGAACCUCAUCAGAUGGAAUGAUUGUGUUGUCUCCAAUGUUGAUGUUUUGAGUGAUAGGUACAUUUCUAAGAUGUUUGAGGUGAAUGAACAGUACCUCAAUUCUAAAUCUAACUCAGAAGUAGGCCUAAGACUUGUCGGUGGAGGUAACAGCAACGAAGGGCGAGUUGAAGUAACCGUUGAUGGACGAUCAGGUACGGUAUGUUAUGAUGCCUGGGAUAUAAGAGACGCUCGUGUUGUAUGCAGAGCACUAGGCCUAGGUAGUGCAAUAGCGGCCGUCUCGUCAGCCACGUUUGGACAAGGGUCGGGCAAUAUUCUCCUGGACGAAGUUGAGUGCAGCGGUUUUGAAUCAAGUCUUACUGAUUGCGCAAACAGUGGAAUAGGAGUGCACGACUGUUCCUGGAAAAAAGAUGCAGGUGUCAUCUGUACGGGUAACAGUACGUAG
This is a messenger RNA of Anneissia japonica, 633 nucleotides long. RefSeq names its product galectin-3-binding protein-like. The transcript has 3 exons. Bases 1 to 633 code for a protein of 210 amino acids. Gene Ontology annotation, cellular component: membrane. Lineage: Eukaryota; Metazoa; Echinodermata; Crinoidea; Comatulida; Comatulidae. The record is from RefSeq and is a predicted model, not a curated record.